Gossypium raimondii (Peruvian cotton) is the source of this 2182-nucleotide messenger RNA. Its product is annotated as kinetochore protein NDC80 homolog. NCBI's taxonomy places the organism in Eukaryota, Viridiplantae, Streptophyta, Magnoliopsida, Malvales, Malvaceae. The transcript is spliced from 4 exons. Gene Ontology annotation, cellular component: Ndc80 complex. Gene Ontology annotation, biological process: attachment of mitotic spindle microtubules to kinetochore. The record is from RefSeq and is a predicted model, not a curated record. The coding region runs from base 90 to 1772 and encodes 560 amino acids.
AAAGCUAGCCCAAAGAAGAAUAAAAAACGCUGCGAAGUGAAAGGAAGAAUUCAAAAUAAAGAAGCACCGCCUUGCCUAGACCGAGGAAAAUGAGGGGCAACGUGCGCGGCCGUGCCACCGGUUCCUUCCAUCCCCCGCCAAAACAACAGUCGCGUGACUCCGAUGCCAGCAGCCGGCCCUCCUCCAUUGGUAUGGGCCGCGCCAUUUCUGCCGCCGAACCCUACUCAGAUCGCGCCUUCCAAGUGGCCACCAUCCGCUCCAUCAAUGCCUUCUUAUCCUCCCAUUCCAUUCAUCCUAUUUCCACCAAACCUUCUCAGGCCCCUUCCGCCAAGGACCUCUCAAAUAUCCUCACAUCCCUUCUUUCCAUGAUCGAUUUCCCUUGCUCCAAACUCGAAGACGACCUAUCUUUCCUCCUCAAAUCCCUUAAUUGCCCCUUCAAAUUCAACAAAUCCACAUUCCGUGCCCCUAAUUCCCUACACAACUGGCCUAACUGGCUUGGUAUCCUUCACUGGUUGGUCCAACUAGCAAUCUUCAAUGAACAUAUAUCUCAGAAUUCCACAAGUAGUUUUGCUCAAAAUAAUAGCAUGAAUGAGUAUGCAUUGGAGAGUUAUAUGCGAUAUAUACAGGGAGAGGACGAUAUACUGGAGGUUUUAGACAAGGAGUUUAUGGAGAAGGUCGAGAAGGAGAGGGAAAACGUGGCGGAGAGCAACAGGGCUUUGGAAAAGAGUGUUGGAGAACUGGAGGCAAAAGCAGAGGCAUUAAGGACGGGGCCAACGGAGAGGGAAGCGUUAGAGAAGGAGAAGAACGUAUUAGAGGAAGACGUGAAGAAGUUUCAUGCUAUGAUUGCAGAGUUUACGGGGAGGAUUGAUGCAAUGGAGCAGGUGUUGGAGGAAAAGGAGAAGGAGUUGAAUGCGAAAGAAGAGGAGAGGAAGCGAAUUUGCGAGGAGAAUGAGGGGUUUGAAAAAAGAGUGGAGUUACAAACUUUUAAUGCCAGAGAUAUAGAGAGGAUGAAGAGGGAGAUGCAGGCUGUGGAGAGGGAUAUUUCAGAGGCAGAAAUUGCGAGGAAUUCAUGGGAAGAUAAGUCUUGGGAUCUUGAUUAUACUAUUGGGCAGAAAUUUAAGGAGCUUGUCGCGCUUGCAAUGGAUUGCAACCAAGCAAUUAGGAGGUUAAAGCUUGGUAAAGGUUUCCAGUAUGAGGUGAAUCCUAAAGGCUCAACACCUGCUGAGGUGAUCGGGAUCAACUACAAAGCUACACUUAAAUCUGAGCUGGAAAGUUAUGCUGAGAAAAUAAGGGAGAGUUCUAAGGAAAAGUUUGAAGACGUGAUUAUUCUUCAGCAACAAUCAAAAGAAAUGGAUAUCAAGAUUGAGAACCAAAAAUAUCGUAUUGUUGUGCUACAAUCCCAUAUUGAUGAAGUCGAAGCCCAAAUAAAUUUGUCAAAGAAGGAAAUGCAAGAAAAUGGUGAUAGAUCCACAGCAGAAGCUAAGAAAAUGGUUGAGGAUAUCCAAAUUGAGGCUCAUAAAUUGGAUGUCACAGAAAGAGAAGCAGCAGAGAUUCUAAAGGCUUCACAGCUGAGGUUGCAAGAAGAAAUCCAGCAAAGUGAGGAGGAAACUCAGAUGCAUGCACGCGAGCUCUUUAUGCUGGUCGAUUCUCUCUCGAAAUAUAAAGAACAUGUCGAAUCCAAAAUUUCCGAGAUGAGAAUCAGUCUCUCCGAAACCACUGCAGCUGUCUCGGAUGCUUACAGGGGUACAUUGCCUGCACAAAUUCACUGGUAGCGCCACUGCAAGUCAGUAGUAUUAAUAGAAAAAUCUCUAUGACCAAGGUUAGUCUUUCUGAUUGUGCUCAAACAACUAUUUUACUGCUCACUGCUGAUUCAAACAACUUUUUAUAAUCCUUGUUCAUAUGUUGACAAAUCUGGAGAUUGAAGUUUCCACUUGAUGCUGCCUACAUUUCUUUUGUUCGUAUGGUGAAAUUGUUGACAAUUAUACGCCUAUUCCAUGUUCGGCAGGAGUGAAAGAAAAACGAAAAAGAAAAAGUAAUAAAAAAACAAUUGGCAUUUCCAUUGUGGUACAGUAGUUGUUUCCUGCUUUGCUAUUUGGAUUUCCAUUUUGUUUACAGUUUUUGUAUAUGAAUAUUUAUGUUUUAAGACUUAAUAAAUUCUAAUAAUAAAUUUUUUUUUGAAUAA